This is a messenger RNA of Alternaria burnsii, 2064 nucleotides long. RefSeq lists its product as uncharacterized. The transcript has 5 exons. NCBI's taxonomy places the organism in Eukaryota, Fungi, Ascomycota, Dothideomycetes, Pleosporales, Pleosporaceae. Gene Ontology annotation, biological process: DNA-templated transcription; regulation of DNA-templated transcription. Gene Ontology annotation, cellular component: nucleus. The record is from RefSeq and is a predicted model, not a curated record. Gene Ontology annotation, molecular function: zinc ion binding; DNA binding; DNA-binding transcription factor activity, RNA polymerase II-specific. Bases 1 to 2064 code for a protein of 687 amino acids.
AUGCGCAAUCCUGUCGCGUGUGUUUCUUGUCGGUCAGCCAAGCAAAAGUGCAUCCACGAAGAUAGGCCGCCGUGCGACAGGUGCAAGCAGAGUGGACGCGCGGACCGCUGCGAAUUCCCAGCACCAGGAACGAGUGCGAUACACCGCAAGCCUAAGCGACCACGGCCAUCCGAAGAUGUAGGAGAGACGCCGACAUCGAAUAACUCGAGUACUACGGUUGUAGCGCCCCAUCAGGGCCGCAAUGACGCACAUCUGCCGAACGGCAACAAUGCCGCACAACAGACGUCGCCGAAUACGGCAUCGUCACUACUCGACGGCCUAGAUCCAUUCGAGCUCCUGACAGACGAGGUCAAGAACAGCUACCUGCGAUGCAGUUACAAAUGGAGUUUCCACCAUACGCCGACCUUGCUGCGCCGGAUACGCGAUCGCACCUUGGAGCCAUGGAUGGCCUGGGCGAUACUUGCGCUGGCCAUCAGAUUCGUCCAGAACCCGCCGUCGCCCUUCACGUCGCAGACCGAGGCCAGCAAUGCGUAUGCUGCCCACGCUCGCCAGAUCUUGCAACAAGACCUUGAGACGCCCUCAAUUAGUCGCGUGCAGGCCUUGUUGAUGCUGACAGGCCACGACUGGGGAGCCGGAAACGGAAGAAGGGCAUGGAUAUAUCUAGGCAUGGCAAUACGCCUGGUUGAGGUUAUGGACCUGACGCGUGAGACUGGCAUACCGCGAAAUCGCGUGCCAACACGUGAGGAGUUUAUUGAGGCUGAAGUGCGUCGACGGACUGCCUGGACGUGCUUUUUAAUGGACUCCCUGCUCAGUGGCGGUAAAGGGCGCAAGAGGUCAUUGACUGCGGCAGACAUGAAGAUUCAACUACCCUGCGAGCGCGAGGACUUUGUCUUUGGAGAGCCAGUAUGCACGCCGCAGCUGGACAAUACACAGCGCAUGCCGCCCGUGGCAUUGCCCUUGGGAGAGCUUGGCAUCAUCGGCUAUAGCAUGCGUGCUGCUAACAUCUGGGGUAAAGUUGCGCGUUGGGCUUGCUCUGAUGAACUCAAGAGCGAACUGCCAUGGGCAUCCUCUUCACAAUUCCAGCAGCUCAUCUACGAGCUUGAGGGCUGGAAGGCCUCGCUUCCUCAGCGCUUGCAGUACGACCUCUUCACAUUGCAUAGUCAUAAUGCUGUCGAACAGGGUCAGGCGUACUGCUACAUGCACUGCAUACACUUCAUGAGUUACAUGUUCCUGCAUCGCGCUUAUCUACCAGUCCUUGGCCCUCAGCAAAAUGGAGCGAAUCCUGAGGAGACACCAAAUUCCUACGAUGAGCACCGGGACAUGUGGAGGAAGUGGGAGAAGACUUCGCGCAAGGAGCUGUUCAAAGACUCAGUCAUGGUCCUGGACAUGCUAGAGGAGAUGCGCACGUUCGGUGUGUAUUUCCUGAGGGGCUUGGUGCCAUGGAUAGGCUUCACCAUUUACACAGCAGUCGGCGCAAUGCUGUACAGUUUCAACUUCCCAAGCGGCGACGACGAUCCUCGCUGGCGGGAAAAGGCGCGUAAGAGCGUGAUACAGGGCUGCAACUUUCUCAGAGAGAUGAAGACACAGUGGCCUAUGGCAGAAACUUGGUACGAUACCAUCCGACGCAUGCAAGCGUACUAUCGCUCUGUACUUGGUCAGGACGGACCGGCAUCACCUGAAGAACGACAGGCCUUGCGACAUGCCAUGAUAGACUAUGGCGCGUUACAGCCUUCACCUGUACAAAAACCAGCAGGCUCACCAAGAGAUGUCAUCAUGUCCAGCAGGUCCCCUUCGCAACAACACAACGACCGCAAACCUAUGAUCGUCAACCUCACCAAUCCGCCCGUCACAAGCCCGUUGCCAGCCACAGCGCCCACGCCUAACAGCUACACUUCCAACUUCUCAUGGAACACCCCUCCAGCGGUGGCCCCAUUGGAAGCUGACGAGACUUUUAACCUUGACUCGUUCGACCUGACAAACGAGGAACUGGAGGCCAUGAUGAUAAAUGCGACACAAGACUUUUGGGCAAGCUUCCCGGGCGAAGUGGGUGUCGGGUAUCAGUAA